CGGUCUCCUGUAGAUCCGACCCAGGCUGUGCAAAGGAUUAAACGUCCAAGUGUACCCGGGGACUGAAGCGAAAGAGUGAUGAUCACCUGUACGUUGAAUCCGGACAGGAGCGUCGUGCAAUAUCCGUCCAACGACAAGCGCGAGACCAAGCCUUGACAUCAUCGUGCCAAUGCUGGUGGCUUGAAAUCAUCCCGUGCUGAGGUCGUCGCAUAUAAUACCAUCACCACCGGAGCGAACGAUUGCUCGCAACGCGAAAACCUUUCGAUUACGAACAACAUCGCAUCGCUGCGCAAAUCCGAGAAUGGCCUCCACAACAGCCGACACCGACGACACCUCCGACGUGGAGACCUCCUGGCAGCCUCCCGCCGGAAUCCACCCAAGCGUCAACCUUCCCCUCGCCUUCAAGAUCUACUACCGCAAAGCACGCCUCACGCAUUUCGAAUUCUACAUCGGCCACCAAAAGGGCCAAGUAUUACACGCGAUCUCCGGCGGAUGGGAACAUCUGCUGCACUCGAAGAUCGGACUGCAUUCGGGACCCGAGACCGACUCCCCUCUCCUCGGCAGCGCCGUCAUCAGGAGCAAAUCCGUCGAGAUCACCCUCCCCUCAUCCGGCGACACCACCCACAAGAUGGAGACCACCCGGACCCACUUCCGCACGCAAUCCGCCAACGGCUCCUUCGACCUGCUCGUCCCGGGGAUCCCGGCGCCGGAGCAUUUCGAAUGGGUGGAUUCGCGGGGCCCGGAGGUGCAGAGCCUGGGGAACCGGGACAAGACGGGCUGGGUGCUGCUGCGGAUCGGCCACGGGGCGGAGUUGGGCGAGCCGGUGGCGGCGUACGCGUAUGAUCCGUGGAGCUGGAAGCUUUCGGGGCAUUUUGCAUUUUUCAACAGUGGAAGGACGGAGGCGUUGGGAGGGGAAUUCGUGGUCUUGGCGGUGCUGUCGGCGUUGAGUCUGGGGCAGAAGAAGAGGGUGCAGUAUUCGGGGACGAAUCCGGUUUUUAUCAGGGAUUGAAUAGGGAGGAGUGAGUUUUCGAAGUGUGUAUCUAUGGUGAUUGGUUGAUUUCAUGUGCGGAGGAAGUAUGAGAUUCCUGGUAUUGUUUGUUUUUUGACUUUCUUAACUUUGUUUGUUUAGUCGGUUGCUGGUGGAGGCUGAAUGUUGAGUUUGGACUGACAUCGAAGCGAAAGUUGACGAGACACCUAUCGCAAGUUUUGUCGAGGGCCGUGGACGGAUAACCUUGCACACGUCGAAGGAUCACCGCCAACCUAGGUAUUAUGGAAACCAGCUGUCAAGCCAGAGCGAUGGGAAACGACCCUGGAGAGGCAAGACUCUAUGUACACCUCUAUAACAUCAACGCGAUAAGCCUUCCAUCAUGCGCGGGAAAA
Dissoconium aciculare CBS 342.82 is the source of this 1380-nucleotide messenger RNA. RefSeq lists its product as uncharacterized. Bases 302 to 1009 code for a protein of 235 amino acids. NCBI's taxonomy places the organism in Eukaryota, Fungi, Ascomycota, Dothideomycetes, Mycosphaerellales, Dissoconiaceae. The transcript has a single exon. The record is from RefSeq and is a predicted model, not a curated record.